Messenger RNA from Anopheles coluzzii, 1638 nucleotides. RefSeq lists its product as uncharacterized. The coding region runs from base 183 to 1562 and encodes 459 amino acids. The transcript has 3 exons. Lineage: Eukaryota; Metazoa; Arthropoda; Insecta; Diptera; Culicidae. The record is from RefSeq and is a predicted model, not a curated record. Gene Ontology annotation, cellular component: nucleus. Gene Ontology annotation, molecular function: protein binding.
CUUGUAGUUUGACAAUUAACAAAUUUUCCAAGCCGCAGGCUUUAUUUUUGGGCCAAAUACGGCGAAAAAGUUGAUAAAAAGUUGUGUAUUUUCGGGAGAGUUGCUGGAACGCGGCGAAGCUACUGGGACGCUGCCACUGAAGCCAGGCCAACUGACCAACAGUAUUCUAUCCAGUGGCCACAAUGCCGACUCCGACGGCAGCAACAUGGGUAAAGUUCUUUACCAACGCAGAUAUUCCGUCGCCGGCAGCCGCGACAUAUGCGCACGUGUUUGUGGAGAAUCGCAUCCAGAUGGACAUGCUGAUGGACCUGAACAAGGAGUACCUUCGCGAGAUGGGCAUCACUACGAUGGGCGACAUAAUAGCGAUCUUGCGCCACGCUAAGAAGGUCCACGAGCAGAGCGCCAGAGACAAGGUGCUGUCCGUGCCAGAGCCGGACGUUCCAGUCCCAGUUGCGACAGUUUCAGCUACUCCGAGUACUGCCUCGGUCAGCAAUGGCAGCAAAAGGACGGACAAGACUGGAUUCACGAGAACUGUAUCAACUACUGCCGUAUCGUCGAAGGUGGAAUCAAAAGCUCGACGCGUCUUGCCCGAACACGAGGGUAAAUAUAAAAUCACUCUCCCUUCCGGCAGUACCCCGCGAAGUAGAGAAAUCCUGGAAAAGGCACAGGACACCAAAUCCUCCCACAGCUCCGACGUUCUAUCCACGGUGUCAAAGGCGACGGGUACCAAGCGGGGUGGCAUCUUCGAUCGACUGAACAAAGAUAGCGAACCGCCGAGUAAAGUAAGCUCGAAAGCAGCCCCACCAGUACAGAUAACAACUUCCGCUUCGAGUUCCAUCUUUUCACGGCUAGGUGGCCGAACGGUGACCGACAACGGUAGCACAAUAUCAUCCAGCAUUUUAAAAACAACCAUCACCAAUGGUAAAUCUUCGACAACUCCGACGAUAAUCCGUCCCUCCCAGCAGAAGGUAAUUCUGGUGAAAAAGAUGCCCGCUAAGGCGGCCCUGCCUACAUCCUCGGAUGAGGACGAUCUGGAGGACUAUCCGAUGGUGGGCGGAGGAGGCACACUAAAGUCGGUUUCGUUUUCUGAAGAGGAUGAGGUGCUUGAAAUUGCCCCAAGAAAGCUGCAAAAGCCUCCAAAUCCCAAACCAGCACCAGUCAGUCGCAUGAGGUUCGACGAGAAGGAAGUCUCGGUCAAGCAACGUCUCGGGGGUGCGGCUAGAACGGGAACCAGCACUACUGUCUCGCUGAAACGAUUGCCCGGGUCCCUGCACGGUACAAAGAAGGUAGUGCACAUGAAACCACCACCCGUCACCAAGGUGUCCCCCGUGCGAAGUGGGCUGAAAGCGGACACGAUCGGUGGGGGAUCGCGACACAAGCAACCGAUCACAGCACGGCUCAGCUUAGGCUCGCAGACAUCCUCCAGCAGCGCGAAGGACAUCGUGCAGCGGGUGAAAAGAUUCAGCCUCGAUUCGAAAAUGACAAAAGUUGGACGCAGCGGUCCGGUCGCCAGCAGUGGCGGCGGCAGCGUGUUUGAACGACUAGGAUAUAGCCGUAAGUGAAUGUGAAUCUACACACUAACUAGCGUCAAGCAAUUGUUUACACUAAUAAACAAAUCGACAAUUUAUGCCAGACGAA